AUGGCCAAUGAAGGACAAAAUUUGCUAAGCAUCCCCAAAUUUGACGGCGACUUUGAAUUACUAGAGAUGAAGCUCGGAGAAUCAGUGAUUGACUACUUUGGCAGAGUGAUGAUUGUAGCUAAUGAUAUGAGAAACUAUGGAGAAUACAUGCCGGAUGUAAAGAUUGUUGAGAAGAUUCUGUGUACACUCACAGAAAGAUUCAACUACAUUAUGUGCACAAUUGAAGAAUCAACGGAUAUUGAUCGUCUCACUGUUGAUCAAUUGCAAAGUUCCUUGCUUGUACACGAGCAAAAAUUCAGAAAGGCUGGAGGAGAUGAGCAAGCACUAAAGGUGUCAUAUGAGGACAAAAUAGGAGGACGAGGGAGAGCACGAGGAGGCUUUAGAGGCAAUGGAGUUAUGAGAGGCAGAGGUAGAGGUCUGAAUAGAGCAACCAUUGAGUGUUUUAAGUGCCAUCAUUUGGGGCACUUUCAGUAUGAAUGUCCGAAGUGGGAAAAGGCUGCCAAUUAUGCCGAGAUAGAUGAGGAGGAAGAACUGCUUCUAAUGGCUUUUGUGGAAGAGAACAAAUCAAGUAGAGAAGGGGUGUGGUUCCUUGAUUCAGGCUGCAGCAAUCAUAUGACAGGGAACAAAUAG
Messenger RNA from Rosa rugosa (rugosa rose), 630 nucleotides. RefSeq lists its product as uncharacterized. The record is from RefSeq and is a predicted model, not a curated record. Lineage: Eukaryota; Viridiplantae; Streptophyta; Magnoliopsida; Rosales; Rosaceae. Bases 1 to 630 code for a protein of 209 amino acids. Gene Ontology annotation, molecular function: zinc ion binding; nucleic acid binding. The transcript has a single exon.